AUGGACUUUGCUGAAAUUAUUUUCGCUUUGUUCAUCGUCGUGGUCGCGGUCGUCUCGCUGUUGUCCAACUUGUUGGUGCUGCUAUGUUUCGUCCACAGCACCGAGAUACGCCGACAGGUGCCCGGCGUUUUCACCAUGAACCUGUCCUUCUGCAACAUCCUCAUCACCGUCCUGAACAUGCCGGCCACUUUGGUGGGGAUCGUCCGGAACCAGCAGCCUUUCGGGGAUUGCGCCUGCCACGCGGUCAGCUUCCUGGAGACUUUUCUGACCGCGAACACCAUGUUGAGCAUGGCAGCGCUCAGCAUAGACCGCUGGAUCGCCGUGGUCUUCCCGCUCAGUUACUCCACUAAAAUGCGCUACAAGGACGCGCUGAUCAUGGUGUGCUACUCCUGGCUCCACUCCUUCACCUUCUCCCUGACGGCGCUGCUCUUCUCCUGGGUCAACUACAGCGACGUUUACGCCUCCUGCACCCUGCAGCCGAGCCAGGAAGGCAGCGACGGGAUUAAGUUUACGGUCUUCACUGUGGUUUUCCACGCGACUAGUUUCAUGCUCUCCCUGCUCAUCUUGUGUUUCACCUACUUGAAGGUGCUGAAAGUCGCCAGGUUUCACUGCAAGAGGAUUGACAUAAUCACCAUGCAGACUCUUUUCCUGCUGGUCGACAUUCACCCAAGCGUGAAACAGAGAUGCUUAGCUGAGCAAAAGAGGAGAAAGCAGAGAGCCACCAAGAAGAUCAGCAUCUUCAUCGGCUCAUUCGUCAUCUGCUUUGCUCCUUAUGUGAUUACAAGGUUGGCUGAGCUUCUACCUUUUGUGGACAUAAACCGCCACUGGGGGAUCAUCAGUAAGUGCCUGACAUACAGCAAGGCUGCAUCUGACCCCUUCGCCUACUCCCUCCUACGUCAGCAGUACAGGAAAGUCCUGGUUACAGUUGUCAACAGGCUGCUCCGCCGUGACCUGUACCCUUCAUCUGGCCAUAACAGCUCUUUAGACACAGAGAACGACUACUGUCUCCAGAGGAUCAGCUAAUGGCCAAUGCUCAACAUGACAACUACACACUAUGGGCCAAAAAUAAAGGUUGCUUUUUGAAAGAAGAAAUGGGUGGAGGAAAAGAAUGAGGA
This is a messenger RNA of Xiphias gladius (swordfish), 1115 nucleotides long. Its product is annotated as G-protein coupled receptor 26-like. The record is from RefSeq and is a predicted model, not a curated record. Gene Ontology annotation, molecular function: G protein-coupled receptor activity. Gene Ontology annotation, cellular component: membrane. NCBI's taxonomy places the organism in Eukaryota, Metazoa, Chordata, Actinopteri, Istiophoriformes, Xiphiidae. Bases 1 to 1023 code for a protein of 340 amino acids. Gene Ontology annotation, biological process: adenylate cyclase-activating G protein-coupled receptor signaling pathway. The transcript is spliced from 3 exons.